CAGAAACCCGAGAGCAUAACAACUCUCACUGGGGCUACUGUGGUGAUGUUACAUGAAUACCCUCCUAGCCAAGUCCCAGCCAGCAUAGUUGUACAUGAGGUGGAACCAACUGAGGGACCUUACUCAGAACCACCUAUGCUUAUUCAAGAAUAGAAGGAGGAGGAAGUUUUGCCUAUGGCAAUAAACGAACAUCUCCUUAAUUGUGUUAAAGACACACCUCCAGAGGAACCUGUUCUGGAGGAGAUAGAGCCCAUUACCUGCCCCCAAGAUUCCAAUGUCCAAGAGUGUGAGGAGGAAUCUGUUGACGAGGAAAUACUGUGCAUGGAAAACCGAACUUCGUCUAUAGAAACCUGUGCAAAUAAUGCCUCACCAGCAGAUUCAGACCAAACUUUAUUUGACUCCUUGCCUGACGGGUGUAACCCGGUUUACCCGGAGGAUAGUUGGAGCCAAAAGAGUUGGGAUGAACUUCUGGUAAGUGGUAUUAAGGACUCUUCCAUGGGAGAAAUCACGGUCGUAAUCGUCAAACCACAAUUGGAUGGUCAACCCAUUGAAGACAAGGAAGAAAUCAAUCUUGCUAUGAAGGCCAAUGAUGUGGAUCAACUGAGGAGACUUCCGCCACCACCCACUUAUCAAGAGUCUCCUCCUUUUAUCUUGUUGCCACCAAGCCGCAGGGAUGAGCCAAGGAUCCUGGACCUUGACCCAGCGAAAAUUCAAACAAGGUGGUAUCAGAAGAGAGUCAGAAGGGUCAAACUUUAUGACUCUCGGAUUGGAAAGUCGCAGAAAAAGUGGAUGCCUCAUCGACCUUCGUACCCUACUGUGGACCGUAAUGAGGUCCAACUGAUUGAUGCUGCUUCUAGGACGAGGUUCGAUGAGUGGGGACACUCGCGAGUGUUACACGAGUCGAUGACUCACACCUUGAUCACUGUUGAUACUCUAUUUGCCUUCACCCUUACGGGCCAGUCAUUUCAGUUGACGGUGAGAGAGAUGGCUGUUCGUCUCGGGCUCUACACCCAGGAGGAGACCGAGCAGCAUGAGUUCUACGACGCUCCCUUUUGUCUUCCCGCAUAUUUUGACGCGGUAGCUUUCUGGAGGGAGCACUCAUCUGACGACAAGGAGUUCGUGAACAAGAAGAGCAAGCUAAGGCUCGAUUUUGGAUUCGGCCCAGCUGGAGAAUCUUAUCUUUUGUUCUCUCGACAUCCUUCUUUGGGAGGCCGUUGAACACUGAUAGGGUCUACGAGGAGGAUAUGUUUGUCUUUUGGAGCGUGCACGACCACCAGCCAGCGAACGUGGCUGUGUACCUUGCCAGAUUCUUAUACUCCCAGUCCUACGGGUGUAGGACGCACUUGACUACAGCCUGGUCCUUGGCGCAAUUUUCAACAAACCUGUAUUAUUGAUGUCCAUGUAGAUUUUUUGGAAUGUUAUCUUUGUUUGGGAUAUCUAUCUUUUGGUGCGUG
Molecule: messenger RNA, 1454 nt
Organism: Cuscuta campestris
Lineage: Eukaryota; Viridiplantae; Streptophyta; Magnoliopsida; Solanales; Convolvulaceae
Source: the annotation of a GenBank genome assembly